Scleropages formosus (Asian bonytongue) is the source of this 3626-nucleotide messenger RNA. RefSeq names its product vertebrate ancient long opsin a (gene valopa). The transcript is spliced from 5 exons. The coding region runs from base 436 to 1650 and encodes 404 amino acids. The record is from RefSeq and is a predicted model, not a curated record. Gene Ontology annotation, molecular function: G protein-coupled receptor activity. Lineage: Eukaryota; Metazoa; Chordata; Actinopteri; Osteoglossiformes; Osteoglossidae. Gene Ontology annotation, biological process: visual perception; G protein-coupled receptor signaling pathway. Gene Ontology annotation, cellular component: membrane.
GCGCCGCCGCGCACAAACUUCGCUUCGGUCUCCGCCGGACACAUUGUAGCGACAAUUAACGGGCCGCAUCAACGAAGCCGCCGCCGGUCCGGGGCUCCGAGCCGAGAAGGGAAGGGAAGGGAAGGGAAGGGAAGGGAGGGCGGCAGAGUCGCGCCCGCCUGGACUUCGUCUCUUUCCUUUACUCUACUACUCUUCUUCUUACUUCUUAGUUUUACUACUAGUGUCUCUAUUUACUCUUCAUUUAUUAUUUUUUCUGUACUGUUUACUCUUACUACUAGUGGCGCCGCGCACCACGUGCGCCCGAAAGGCAUCAGCCCGCAGGAGGAGGUGAGACGAUGAGACAAAUUUAGUCAGUAGUGCCAUCGAUCGCAUCGUCACCGCAGCGAGUCUCUCUCGCUCUCUCUCUCACCGCCCCCCACCGCCCACCGCCCACCCAUGGAUUCGUUCCGGAGGCCCGCGAACGGCGCCGUCACUUCGCACAGCGACCAACUUGUCGUCGCCGAAGCGCCGCCCCCGUCCUCUCUGCCGCCGCCACCGUCACCGCCGCCGCCGCACGACCCGUUCGCCGGUCCGCUCGCGUCCGUGGCGCCCUGGAACUUCAGCGUGCUGGCGGCGCUCAUGUUCGUGGUGACGGCGCUGUCGCUGUCCGAGAACUUGGCCGUGAUGCUCGUCACCUUCCGCUUCCAGCAGCUGAGGCAGCCGCUCAACUACAUCAUCGUGAACCUGUCGCUCGCCGACUUCCUCGUGUCGCUCGUCGGAGGGACCCUGAGCUUCGCCACGAACGUCAAGGGCUACUUCUUCCUGGGCGGCUCGGCGUGCGUCCUCGAGGGCUUCGCGGUCACUUUCUUCGGAAUCGUGGCCUUGUGGUCUCUCGCUGUACUGGCCUUCGAGCGCUUCUUUGUCAUCUGUCGUCCCCUGGGGAACGUCCGGCUGAGAGGGAAGCACGCCGCGCUGGGACUCCUCUUCGUCUGGACCUUCUCCUUCAUUUGGACCAUCCCCCCCGUGCUCGGCUGGAGCAGCUACACGGUUAGCAAGAUCGGUACCACCUGUGAACCCAACUGGUACUCGGGAAAUUAUUCCGAUCACACCUACAUCAUCACGUUCUUCAGCACGUGUUUCAUCAUGCCUCUUGGAGUGAUCAUUGUGUCCUAUGGCAAACUCACCAGAAAACUGAGGAAGGUGUCUAACACGCAUGGUAGACUGGGUAAUGCCAGGAAACCGGAACGUCAGGUGACACGCAUGGUCGUGGUCAUGAUCGUGGCCUUUAUGGUGUGUUGGACACCUUACGCCGCCUUCUCGAUCAUUGUUACGGCAUACCCCACCAUCGACCUGGAUCCACGCCUGGCUGCCGUCCCUGCCUUCUUUUCCAAAACAGCAGCCGUCUACAACCCAGUGAUCUACGUAUUCAUGAACAAACAGUUUAGGAAAUGUCUGAUCCAGUUGUUCAGCUGCAGCAGUCACAGCCUGGACUCGAACCCAAAUCAAACCACAGACAGAGGGGCCGUCACUGGCAACAGCAACACGGGUGAGAUGUCGGCCAUCGCUGCGCGGAUCGCUGCCACCGAGGCGCUACGGGCAGGGAACGGGUCCGGUGACCGUGGCGCUUUCUCGCAGCUCCCUAUUCCCGAGAACAAAGUGUGUCCCAUGUAACAGCACAUCGUGCCUCCUGUACCCGAGCCUUUCCUUUCUCCCGGAAGCCACCCGGCCCUUGUGGCGCAGCCCAUCUCCCUGGACAUGUGCACCACAUGUUGCCCUAGCUAGAGGAGCUCAAGUGUGCGUUUCGCCUGUUCCGCACCAAGUUGCAUUUCGGUCGUUUCGUUGUACGCAAGAGGGUGAAACAAGGACGCGGAAGUGAGGGAAGCUUUUACGUAGAUUUGUAAAUGCAUGUGCUUCAUGGAGUGUUUCUGCUGUAUGCCAUUUCACCGUGUUUCGCAUAGCUGGUCAUGAACGUGCAGCUCUCCAUACAAACUGCGCUGAGCCGGAUUCUCAUAUUUUAACUCAUGUUUCUGUUUGUUUCUUCCUAAAAUUUAAAAUUAAUCUCAGCCCAAAACACUGAAAUACAGUCAGUUCGGUAAAUACAAUCUCAGGUGAACAACACAUGACAGAUUACACCUUUUCAUGAUUUCUUUCACAAAAAUAAAGCCAAAAUGGAGAAGCCAUGUGUGAAAAACUAAGUACACCCUUACUGCUUCCAUGGGAAUUAAGAGGGUAAGUAGCAGCCAGGUGCUGCUCAUCAAAUGCCCCUGAUUAAGUGAUCAUCAGCAAGUGUGACCACCUCUAUAAAAGCAGAAGUUCCGGCAGUUUGCCGGUGUGGAGCAUUCAGGUGUGUGGUAACAUAAUGCCAAGGAUGAAUGGCAUCAGCAAUGAUCUUAGCGAAGCAACUGUUGCUGCCCAUCAGUCUGGGAAUGGUUAUAAGGCCAUUUCCAAACAAUUUAAAAUCCAUCAUUCUACAGUGAGGAAGAUUAUUCACAAGUGGAAACCAUUCAAGACAGUUUCCAAUCUUCCCAGGAGUGGACGUCUCAGCAAAUUCACCCCAAGUCAGACUGUGCAAUGCUCAGAGAAAUUGCAAAAAAACCCCAGAGUUACAUCUCAGACUCUACAGGCCUCAGUUAGCAUGUUAAAGCUCGUGAGAGUACAAUUAAACAAAGACUGAAGAAGUAUGGUUUGUUUGGAAGGGGUGCCAGGAGAAAGCCUCUUCUCUCUCUCUCUCUCUCUCUCAAAAGAACGUGGCAGCACGGCUUAGGUUUGCAAAGUUGCAUCUGAACAAACCGCGAGGCUUCUGGAACAAUAUCCUUUGGACGGACGAGACCAAAGUGGAGAUGUUUGGCGAAAACUGAACACAGCAUAUCGGCACAAACACCUCAUACCAACUGUUAAGCACGGUGGUGGAGGGCUGACGAUUUGGGCUUCUUUUUCAGCCGCAAGACCUAGGCACCUUGCAGCCAUUGAGUCGCCCAUGAAUUCCUCUGUAUACCAAAGUAUUCUGGAGUCAGAUGUGAGGCCCUCUGUCCAACAGCUAAAGCUUGGCCGAAAUUGGGUCGUGCAACAGCACAAUGAUCCCAAGCACACCAGCAAAUCUACAACAGAAUGGCUGAAAAAGAAAAGAAUCAAGGUGUUGCAAUGGCCCAGUCAAAGUCCAGACCUCAACCCGAUUGAAAUGCUGUGGCGGGACCUUAAGAGAGCCGUGCAUAAACAAAUGCCUGCAAACCUCAAUGAACUGAAGCAACGUUGUAAAGAAGAGUGGGCCAAAAUUCCUCCACAAUGAUGUGAGAGACUGAUGAAGUAAUCAUUUCUUGUAUGACUUUAAGUUAUUGCUCCUAAAGGUGGUUCUACAAGCUAUUGAACCAUAAGGUGUACUUAGUUUUUCCAUACAUGGCUUCUCCAUUUUGGCUUUAUUUUUGUUAAAUAAAUCAUGACACGGUGUAAUACGUCAUCUGAGGUUGUAGUUACCUAAUUUUAAGACCUGCUAAGGACUAGAUUUUUAUUUAUUUAUUUAUUUUUUUUAAAAAAUGUCCUGACCUGUAAAACCAUAGAAUUCAAAGAGCGUGUGCUUUCUUUUUCACGUGACUAUAGAUGACCGCACAACACAAAAGUCCCCUAUUUAAGGUAUGGAGCUCUUGCAGAAA